AUGAACAACCGCCCAAAACGUGCUUGUGCUGUAUCCAACACCAACGGAAAACCGCCGGAAAAUGCGACUGGAGCAAACACUGCAGGUCGCCGGCAAGGAUCGACCAAAGAAGCAAUUGAUGCUGGAGCCUCUAGGAGCAACGUCGAGGCUGCUCUUCUUGCAAACAAAAACACCGUGGUAGCUGCUACAGCGAAGAAUGUUGCUCCCAAUUUGUCCAAAACGGAGACAGACCAUGAGGCCACAUCUUCGAAAGAUGCUUCGGAGCAUAAAGUCACCAAGACUCCUUCCCGAACAAUGCCAGCAAGGCUUUGCAAAAGCACAUUCGCCGAAAAGAUGUCUGGUGCCCGUGACGAAUGUGCUUCAAAUACCAAGGAUUCGUCUUCUUCUUCAAAAAAUACGGAUUCUUUUGGACCAAAAAAUGCCGCACUGCCGGCCGAUGGUGGUACUACAUCAGGAGAUCCUCUACCAAAAAUGUCGGUUCUUCAGCCAAAAAUCCCCAAAAUUGAGAAAUCGAAAGAGGCUGCAAAGAAGGAUUCUUCGAAGAAAAAAACUCCAUGGAAGCUUCUUAUCAAUUGGCAUAAUGUUUUCCCAGAUCUUGAUGCGGAGGAUUUUCUUCCUCGAUCAUCGACAAAGCCAACCGGACCCACGAGCAGCUCUGUCAAGGCUGCUGUUGAAAAUGAUAAGAAGAGGGCAACAUCAUCAGCUGCUCUCCCUUCUACCAGUCAGAAAGCUGCUUCUGAAGGAGAUGGCAUUCUGUCUCGUCAGUCAACACUGGAUGCUACAAAAGCAUCGACCGAAGCUCCUCAGCUUGUGCAAGAAGAAUCGUCGUUAAACGGAAAAAAUGAGCAGAUGGACAGUACAUCAACUUGUGGAACUUCUGAAAAUCAAGGAAACGUAUAUACCGAAGAAUGGAGAAAAUUGUUUCCAAUCCUUACGUCACAAACACCACAAAGGAAACAUUUCUCAAUCGGGAUAGGAUCAGCAUCGAGUUCAGUUUCAUUGAAGCCCAAAAUUCCCACCAAAUUGCCAAACUUCUUGAUUGCUACUCCAGACUUUGCUGGACCAUCUUCGUCUUCAUUGCCUGCUUUGGCUACUCCAGCACAAUAUACUCCGAAGCUGCUCUCAACAUCAAACAGUGUGAAACAGAGGAAGCAAAGAACUCCGAGGAACAUUUUUACCCUUCCCAUUUUUGACGAGGAUCGUGAAGAUGAGCUUCUGAUCGCUCGCUCAUCGACCAGGCCAACACGCUACACGGGCAACUUUGUCAACACUGCGGCUGUAGAAAAUGACGAGAAAGAUGAGAAGAUGGACGAAGAUGACGCUGCGUCUGAAAACGAAGAUGAUUCUGAGUCAGAGGAGACUUACAAGAAACCGUCGAUCUCGGAGCAGCGGGAAGCAAUAAUUGAAAAAUUUCGAAGAAGUGAAAAAAGGAAAUCGAUUGUUCAGAUGAAAAAAGAAAUGAAGUAUGCCGACAAGAUUUCUAGAGAAUUCGAACGAUCGGAAAAGAGAAGAAAAACGGAGCAGAAGAAACGUGAAGACAAGAAAUGGAGAGAGCAACAGAAGGAAUUGAAGGAACAGGAGCGGAGUGACAAUGCAUUAGCCAAUCUGGAGAUUCGAAAAAUUGCUCAUCGAAAGGCCCAGGACAAGAAGUUCAUUAUCGGGAGACAGAAAUCAAUGAAGGAAGUCAUCAAAAUGUUGAAGGAGAGAACAAUUGCAACAGAUGUUCAAGUUCGUGUUCCCUCCAAGAAGUUCGAGGAACCAAACAACUUCUCAAUCUCUCAUCUGGUGCCGAUUCAAAGAUUCUCCAGAUCAGGAACGAAGUCGGAGUAUUUCAAGCAGCUGGAGAAUCACUACCGCACUUCGCCAAAUUUCAAAGCUAUCCAUGCGUUUGCUACAGAAGCUACGAAGCUUUCGGAGAAGCAUUACUUUGGCUCCAUCUCGGACCCAUUUUUCAAAGCUCGAGAAUUUCGCUGUAAAUGGGUCGACGCAAGAUAUAUUGGCGUCGGAAAACAACCAGAUUUCGGUCUGGACAUUUCUUAUGCCGACAAAAUGCCAAGUGAUUGGAAGCAGGAAAUCCAAAAAAAGCUUCCACAACGAUUCUACGAACUCGGAGCAAAGGAGAACAUUCCGAAGCUUGUCGAGGCUAUCGGAAGCAAACAAUACAAACUUCUGGAUCUCACGCCAGAAUUCAGCCGCUUGGAUUCAGCAAAGAAGAUGGCCAAAGUUGAAUAUAUUGUGGACAAGUUUCUUCUCCUUUUGAAGAUUUGGAAAAUUAAACACACGGAUACGCAAUAUCCUCGUGUUGUUUUAUAUUUCUUCUUCGUGAUGGAAUCAGUAAUGAAGACGGUGCCUCUUCAAUCGAGGGAAGCGGUAAUUUUUGAUUUUGUUGGCGGAUCGAACGAUGCGAAAUACGAGCUGGUGAAGAACAUGAUUUUUUGGCUGCCAGUGCAUCUUGGAGACUUGGCUGGAACCUGCCACGUCCCGCAGCCGGAGAUGAUAGAUCUUUCUCGGCAGAUGCUUGCAGUUCUUCUUAAUGAGUGGCCGGUUGCAAUGGGAAUGAGGUUAGAAGAUCAAGAUCUUCUCGAGAGAAUUCAGCUCGCUGCGCUCCGCCUUGAAUGCCACAACUCGAUGGAGAAGGACGAGAUCCGAGAGUGGCUCCCAUUCUUCAAACCAAAAAAUCGAGAAGGAGCCGAAGGCGUCUAUUCUGAUGUCAAGGAGAAACGCCAGAACUCCUUGCGACGCGUCUGGGCCAGUAGGAAGACCACCGUCGAGUUUGGACGUCUCGAAACCAGCCACCCAGUGAGACCAACACGCCGCCGCUGCCACUCCUUCAGCGAGUUCAAGGAUUCAGAGAAGUUUCCGAAGAAGACUGAACGGAUCAACCUGGAUCCAAUUGAGCACUGGAAUAUGCUCUGGUCUUCUCAAUUCGAAGGACUCAGAAGAAUCAAGUACUCCGUCGAAGGCUCAGAUGUGCCGGAGUAA
Messenger RNA from Caenorhabditis briggsae, 2982 nucleotides. The record is from RefSeq and is a predicted model, not a curated record. The transcript is spliced from 7 exons. Bases 1 to 2982 code for a protein of 993 amino acids. Lineage: Eukaryota; Metazoa; Nematoda; Chromadorea; Rhabditida; Rhabditidae.